Messenger RNA from Anisakis simplex (herring worm), 351 nucleotides. The record is from the annotation of a GenBank genome assembly. NCBI's taxonomy places the organism in Eukaryota, Metazoa, Nematoda, Chromadorea, Rhabditida, Anisakidae.
AUGAUUGGCGAUGGUACGCCCGGAGGUAUGUCGAUGGGUGCGACGGUUUACGGCAAAACACCGCAACAACGCGACGAUACGGGUCGUACGCCGAUGUACUCGAGUGCUGGUGCUAAAACGCCCAUGUAUGGUUCACAGACACCGAUGUAUGGCUCGCAGACGCCAAUGCAUGGUGGUGGGCAGACACCGAUGCACGGAAGUCAAACGCCGAUGCAUGAAGGAGGUGUGUUACUUUCUCUUUUUUGCAGCGAUUACUUCGAAGUUUUCAUUCGAUUGAAGUUGUUUAAUGUAGAUUGUUAUCAGACAGUUUCGAUGGAUUAUCGCGAUUAUUUAUUUCAGUUGAAUAGUUGA